AUGCCGUACAUGCGGCUUGUUUCUCAGACAGAAUCCUUUCGCCUGCCGAUCCCCGAGGACGCUUUAGCCACCACCCUCACCUGUCAAUGUAUCGGAAGAGCACUGGAGGUUAUCGUUGUUCAUUUUUGUGUCCUUGAAAGGUUGAAACUUCAUUUUUGCAAAUGUCGACCGGCUGCAGUCCAGCUGCUUCAACGUGGGUUAUUUCCCUCGGCACCAUUUGCCCCUUCCCUGGCUGUGGAUAUUCGAGUUUUAGAAUUUGUAUCGCGACUUUUUCUCCAUAUUUCCCCCAAUGCCACUGCAUGGUGCAACACGGUUGAAGAAUUUCUUCAAAGCCAAGGUUAUAAACUUACUACCAAGGACUCCCUUCGGCGCCGAUUUAGUGAAGCCCUGAAAUGGUACAACGGACUUCAAGAUGCUACUAACAAACAUGUCGACAAUGUACUUUAUCAUGUCCGGACGAUCGUUACAGGUUAUGACGAUGGGACUUGCACAAAAACACUUGAUUCUCUCGACGACGAAUCGACUUCUCGCGCCACACAAUCAACUGCAACUCCUGAUAACGAGUCGACUCCUCGGACCACACAUCCGCCUGGUGCCGAUGCCAUUGAUGACGAUCCAGUACCAGAGCCUCUUCCGCCUAGUACCCGACCACCCCCUGUCACUAUGGUUGAAAUUGAGGAUGAAGAUGCGUUUAUGAAUGCUGGACUCCCUCGGCCCUCAACGCCUCUUAACAGCUCAACAGCUUCUCCUUUCACCCCGAUUUCCCGGAAGCGACGUCAUUCGGAAGACGCUGAUGGCUUGAGAGCUCCGUUUCCAAUGCCAAUGCCAUGCGACCGCCCCAGUGAUUAUCUUCGUUCACGAUGCCCUCUAUGCUUUGGGGGAGACCCAAAUCAGAGGCUUGGAGGUGAUGUCCCCGAUAUUGUCGUGUGUGUCGAUGCAUGUUUCAAGCAAAAAGAAAAUGAUCGGCAGUCUGACCCACCUCGUGAGCACCCUCGAAGCGUCUUCAUAUCAGAUGCCACUGCAUCAAAGAUGGAAAAAUAUGUUGAGGGCAUUCGUCCGAACAAGGCUAAGAAGGGUGCGAAGGGCCAAAAGCCUGUUGAUACAAGUAGGAACCACCCUGACUCAGACGAAGAAGAUGGCUACAAUGGUGCACUGAAGGUUCCACGAUCCGUCUUAGCCGGCUGCGAGAAGAGCUUUACAGCUGCCAAUGAAACACGUGAAAAGGCCAGCACACAGUUUUUCGCCGUCACCGCACUGAUGGCUCUUCUCUGCCGCCAUGACCGUGUGAUAUGGAUCGUCAACAUGCGAUCUGCAGGCGAGAAGCAGCAUUACGCUCUGGCGCUCGUUGAGACGCUGUUUCAACACCUGCCCCUCCAUUAUACGGUCGGGUUACUUUAUGAUGUUGGCUGUCAACUACAUAAAAGUUGCAUCAACUGGGGUUUCCUUAGUGCAUACCUCCACUGCUUGAUGUUUGCUAUUUCCGUGUUUCAUGCGUUCGGACAUCAGUGGCCUUGUCAGAUCAUAUACCAUCCUCGAAAGUGCAACGGAUUUGGACUCUCCGACGGCGAAGGCUGCGAGCGGUUCUGGAAUUCUAUCAAGAAAUUAAUUGCUUAUCUACGCGUGUGUGGGUCACAUCAACGUGUUUACACUCUUGAUCGACAGGUUCAACAAGCAGAUAAGGAGAGCCUUGGUCACCUGGCUCUCUGGCUGCUUCGCCGAUCUCGUCAUUGUCAAGAGAAGCGAUAUCUUGCUGAAGUGGCGCUCACAGAAUGUGGCUUUCCAGACAAUGUUCUUCGGGAUGAAUGGUCUGCGCAGGUACAGGCUCAAACAAAACCCCUUCCACGACGGACAAGGAACCAGGGCAAAGACACAGUCUCCAAAGCCAUCCGACUUCGAAAAGCACGUGAUAUUCUGAGGACACGCGUCCGAGAGCAAGAAAACAUCAUAUUGGAUCCUUCAGUUUCAGACUAUCAUGUUUGUGAUGCAGAACUGCGCCUAGCCGAAGCUAAGAAGGCAUUGAGCUCUGCAGAGUCUCGGGUGCACGCUUCUGAGUCCGCUCUUGGUGUUCAAGAAAGAACCAAGCUUGAGAAGCUCCUAGGAAGCCCUUUUAUUGCAGCGAGGAUGAAUGCUCGGGCCCUUAAGCUACGCUUACGCGAAAAGCUGCGCUCCCGAAAGUUUGAGCUUGACCGCAUUGAAAGAUCAUAUCGCAACCACGUCAACGAGCGCAAAGUUCACCAUCAUCUCGAAGAUUCUGUGAAGCGUCGUGAUCCUAGCAUUCAAAAACUCGCUCGUGACUACAACAACUUGUGCGAUGUAAUGCUACGGUUAAAAGCUCAGCGCAAGGCACCUCCGGGCUCAGUUUGCCCAUCUAAGAUUGUCAUGAAGGGUUUGUUUGCUCUGGAUGUUGACGACGAAAUUUGGCAGGAUGCUGGAUUGGAAGAUUCACUUGACGGCACCACGGCAGAUCCACCACUGUGGCUUUGCGAUGAUCUUGUGAGGUCCGGAAUUCGUGUGCGAUUAGAGCUUGAUAGAUGCAUGGAAGAGGAAGACCGCAUUAAACAUGAACGUAAGGUGCUUCAAAGUUGGUAUUCAGAGGAGUGGAAUAUCACCAGUUCUGCAUAUGAUAACACUGAUUCACCGGAGUUGCGCUAUCAACUCCAAUUAUGA
This is a messenger RNA of Laccaria bicolor S238N-H82, 2667 nucleotides long. RefSeq lists its product as uncharacterized. The record is from RefSeq and is a predicted model, not a curated record. Lineage: Eukaryota; Fungi; Basidiomycota; Agaricomycetes; Agaricales; Hydnangiaceae. The transcript has 8 exons. Bases 1 to 2667 code for a protein of 888 amino acids.